This is a messenger RNA of Myripristis murdjan (pinecone soldierfish), 3161 nucleotides long. Its product is annotated as elongation factor 2-like. Gene Ontology annotation, cellular component: ribonucleoprotein complex; cytosol. The record is from RefSeq and is a predicted model, not a curated record. Lineage: Eukaryota; Metazoa; Chordata; Actinopteri; Holocentriformes; Holocentridae. The transcript is spliced from 14 exons. Gene Ontology annotation, molecular function: ribosome binding; translation elongation factor activity; GTPase activity. Gene Ontology annotation, biological process: translational elongation. Bases 166 to 2742 code for a protein of 858 amino acids.
AACACAGCUCGCGCAUCACCAGCUCGUGAGCAGGUUAGCUAAACAAGCCUCCCCUGUCAACACACACGGGCUGCCUCCCCUCCUCUGCUCACACUAGGAAGGCAGUGUCCACCGGUUUGCGGCAAGAAAACCCUCUGACACAAACAUCUACGACCACCAGACAAAAUGGUGAACUUCUCAGUGGACCAGAUCCGUGCCAUCAUGGACAAGAAGUCCAACAUCAGGAACAUGUCUGUGAUUGCCCAUGUCGACCAUGGGAAGUCCACUUUGACUGACUCGCUGGUGUCCAAGGCCGGGAUCAUUGCCUCCUCCCGGGCUGGAGAGACACGCUUCACUGACACACGCAAAGAUGAGCAGGAGCGCUGCAUCACCAUCAAGUCAACGGCCAUCUCGAUGUACUAUGAGCUUGGAGAAUAUGACUUGGCGUUCAUCAAGCAGAGUAGGGACGGCAAUGGCUUCCUCAUCAACCUGAUUGAUUCUCCAGGUCACGUCGACUUCUCCUCUGAGGUCACCGCUGCCCUCAGGGUCACUGACGGAGCCCUGGUAGUGGUGGACUGCGUCUCAGGUGUGUGUGUGCAGACGGAGACAGUGCUACGUCAAGCUAUUGCUGAGCGCAUCAAGCCAGUUCUGAUGAUGAACAAGAUGGACCGGGCCUUGCUUGAGUUGCAGCUCGAGCCGGAUGAGCUCUUCCAGACCUUCCAGCGUAUUGUGGAAAAUAUCAAUGUUAUUAUCUCCACCUAUGGAGAAGAUGAGGGAGGACCCAUGGGUAACAUCAUGAUUGACCCUGUUGUUGGCACAGUUGGGUUUGGCUCUGGCCUCCACGGCUGGGCUUUCACCUUAAAGCAGUUUGCAGAGAUGUAUGUGGCCAAGUUUACUGCUAAAGGUGAUGCUCAGCUUGGACCACUAGAGAGGUGUAAGAAGGUGGAGGACAUGAUGAAGAAACUGUGGGGAGACAGAUAUUUUGACCCAAGUGUGGGCAAGUUCAGUAAGACUGCCACUGCUCCUGAUGGCAAGAAGCUUCCUCGCACCUUCUCCCAGCUCGUUCUGGACCCCAUCUUUAAGGUGUUUGAUGCCAUCAUGAACUUCAAGAAGGAGGAGACAGCCAAAUUGAUUGAGAAGCUGGAUGUCAAACUGGACUCAGAGGACAGGGAAAAGGAGGGGAAGCCCCUGCUGAAGGCUGUGAUGCGUCGCUGGCUGCCUGCCGGAGAGGCUUUGCUUCAGAUGAUCACCAUCCACCUGCCUUCCCCUGUCACAGCACAGAGGUACCGCUGUGAGCUGCUGUACGAAGGGCCUGGAGACGACGAGGCCGCCAUGGGUAUAAAGAACUGUGAUCCCAAGGCUCCUCUGAUGAUGUACAUUUCCAAGAUGGUUCCUACCAGCGACAAGGGUCGUUUCUACGCCUUUGGCCGUGUGUUCUCUGGAUGUGUGUCCACGGGCCUGAAGGUGCGCAUCAUGGGACCAAACUUCACCCCUGGCAAGAAGGAUGACCUCUACCUCAAACCCAUCCAGAGGACCAUUCUGAUGAUGGGCCGGUAUGUGGAGCCUAUUGAGGAUGUCCCGUGUGGGAACAUUGUAGGCCUGGUUGGAGUAGACCAGUUCCUGGUUAAGACAGGGACCAUUACCACCUAUGAACAAGCCCACAACAUGAGGGUGAUGAAGUUUAGUGUGAGCCCUGUGGUCAGAGUCGCUGUGGAGGCCAAAAACCCUGCUGACCUUCCCAAACUGGUGGAGGGCCUGAAGCGCCUGGCCAAGUCUGACCCCAUGGUGCAGUGUAUCAUUGAGGAGUCUGGGGAGCACAUCAUUGCUGGAGCAGGAGAGCUGCACCUGGAGAUCUGCCUGAAGGAUCUAGAAGAGGACCACGCCUGCAUUCCCCUGAAAAAAUCGGACCCCGUCGUGUCCUACAGAGAGACAGUGACUGAGGAAUCAGGCCAGAUGUGUCUGUCCAAGUCUCCCAAUAAGCACAAUCGCAUAUUUAUGAAGGCCCGUCCUUUCCCUGAUGGCCUUGCUGAGGACAUCGAGAAAGGGGAAGUCACCGCCCGCCAGGAGCUCAAAACUCGUGCCCGUUACCUGGCCGACAAAUACGAAUGGGAGGUGACAGAGGCCAGGAAGAUCUGGUGCUUUGGACCAGACGGAAGUGGGCCCAAUCUGCUGAUGGACGUGACCAAGGGGGUUCAGUACCUCAGUGAAAUCAAAGACAGUAUGGUAGCUGGUUUCCAGUGGGCGACUAAAGAGGGUGCACUGUGUGAGGAGAACAUGCGCUCAAUCCGCUUUGACAUUCAUGAUGUGACACUACACGCUGAUGCCAUUCACCGUGGCGGAGGGCAGAUUAUUCCCACGGCUCGCAGGGUUCUGUAUGCCUGCCAGCUCACAGCUCAGCCAAGACUUAUGGAGCCUGUCUACCUUGUGGAGAUCCAGUGCCCAGAGCAGGUGGUUGGUGGGAUCUAUGGUGUAUUAAAUAGGAAGCGAGGGCAUGUGUUUGAGGAAUCCCAGGUGAUGGGCACCCCCAUGUUUGUGGUGAAAGCUUACCUGCCUGUCAACGAAUCCUUUGGGUUCACAGCUGACCUGCGCAGCAACACAGGAGGCCAGGCCUUUCCUCAGUGCGUGUUUGAUCACUGGCAGAUUCUCCAGGGAGACCCCAAUGACCCUGCCAGCAGGCCCUUCCAAGUUAUUGCUGAAAUUAGAAAACGCAAAGGUCUGAAGGAGGGCAUUCCUUCUCUUGACAACUACUUGGACAAAUUGUAAACACUGUUCCGGGAUGAAAUACCAAAUCAAGCUCUAAACCCUACCCUAUGGGCACUUUAAAAUACUUGCAUAGGUUUAAGAUAUAAUGCACAAAAUGUACUUGUUCUGUCUUACGUCAGGGCAAAAUCAGUGCUCAAGCUUCUUCUCUUACAGGCUAGUGGGAGCAACAAUGCUUAUUUUCUCAUUUCACAGCUACACUAAGUGCCUAGGGUGAGGGUUUUGGGGAACAUUUGUGAUGAAGCAGUUGUAUCAUCAAUUCUUUGUUUCUUCCUGUCCUCCCGAUCAUCCUUAUCCCCUCCUCCGCUGUACUGUAGGAAGAGGCUGUACAGUGCACUGUGAUACUGCUGCAAUAAUGCUUAUAAAAAUGGGUCAUGGCCAGAUAAAACCAUGGAAAUCACAAUAAAGUAUUACAGAACUCA